Messenger RNA from Vitrella brassicaformis, 981 nucleotides. NCBI's taxonomy places the organism in Eukaryota, Vitrellaceae. The record is from the annotation of a GenBank genome assembly.
AUUGGUUACACGGUCAUGCACUAUGCGGUCUUAAACGGCCGUGUUGCCGUGGUCAAUCAGCUGCUGGAGUGGGAUCCCAAACUGCUCGAUGCACCCAACGAUGUAACAGAGCACACACAUGCCUCAGUGUAUCGAUUGUGUGUGUGUCUGUGUUGAUUGCAGGAUGGCUGGACGCCAUUCAUGGUGGCUGCCCAGGAGGGUGAUGUCGAUGUGAUGGAGGCCCUGUAUGCCAAAGGAGGGAAAAAGCUCCUCACAGAGACCUUCAACGUCGGAGACACUGCACAAAGAAUGCCUCUCAUCUGAUUGAUGAUUGCCUUUUCAUAUGUGUAUGACACACACAGUUCGGCCGGACGCCACUCCAUUGUGCUGUGUUCAAUGACCAGCCUGCAGCUGUGUCUCAGCUGUGAGCGACACACAUGACUGUCGCCAACUUCUCAUCCCCACUCACUCCCUGUGUAUGUGUGUGUCAUUCUCAAAGGCUCGAGUGGGGUGGUGGUGCUCUUCUGGACAUCGUAAAAAGAGGGGUCAGUACACACAGAUGGUCACAUCAUAUCGAUUGGUUCAGUGACUGAUGUGCUCAUCUCAUCUCAUCUCGUGACAACCGAGAUCAGGGGUGGUGCGAGCCCUAUAUUUCGGCAACGCCCUGGGAAUUGGCGCACAAGUACGGCAAGCAGGAGAUAAUCGAUAUCAUGAAACCGUACAAGCGUAUUAACAUCGCGAGGAAUUGUUAUUUGUUCAUGCGAGCACUAGGAGAAGCUGCUUAGGGCAUUAGGUGAGAAGCUAGGAGGCAUUGAGUGCAUGUGGUCUGACAGUGAGACCGGACCGAUCACACAUGUGUCGUCGCAAAUGACGUGUCGAAUACGAAUUGCAGCCCUCGAUUUCUUGCCCUGUCUCUGGACCAUCGCGCGGGGAGGGGCGGUGAGGUGUCGUGUGUUCCAUGAGACAUCAAGACUUGAUUGGAAAUGUCCAUCAACACGUGAG